Messenger RNA from Arabidopsis lyrata subsp. lyrata, 4622 nucleotides. RefSeq lists its product as uncharacterized. The record is from RefSeq and is a predicted model, not a curated record. The coding region runs from base 1 to 1131 and encodes 376 amino acids. NCBI's taxonomy places the organism in Eukaryota, Viridiplantae, Streptophyta, Magnoliopsida, Brassicales, Brassicaceae. The transcript has 3 exons.
AUGGUGGUGGAGACUCGCGCGCAAGAGCUCGCUCAAGCGAGAAAGGAGAAAGACGUGUUGGUCGCAGAGCCGGUGGAAUCGCGACUAAACAAGCUUGAAAACAAGUUGGAUGCACAAAAUUUGAAGAUCGAGGGACAUAUUGCUGAGAUGUUUGAGGCGAUCAACAUGUUAUCGGCUUCAAAACAAUCUCCGCCGGGCGUAACGAGGUUGGGGAAGCUUGAUUUUCCUCGUUUUGGUGGUGAACAGGUGAAGGAUUGGAUAUUCAAAGCAGAUCAGUUUUUUAAAGUUGAUCACACCCCAGAUGACUUGAAGGUAUCAGUGGCUUCGAUUCAUUUAGAUGGUAUUGCAGCUACGUGGCACCAAAAUUUGGUUGAGGAUGAGGAAACAGAAGGAAUCAAGGAGUAUUAUGCUAAAUUUGAGAACAUCAGAACUCGGGUUAAGUUUUCUGAACCUUACUUGGUGAGUGCUUAUUUGGCUAGGUUGCGAUUGGAUACGCAUAUGCAUAUUCGGAUGUUUAAACCAAAAACUGUGCAGCAAUGUUUGUUGUUGGGGCGCUUGUAUGAGACUGCUCAUCCACGAAAGAGUAUAGCAAGUCCUUGGACUAUGAACAAACAAUCUAACAAGAGUCAGCUGCCAUUCAGGAAGGAUGCUGAAAAUCAUAUACCAAAAGCUGUCUUACCUAAGAGACCAAGAGAUCAUCAAAUGCAACCGCGAAAGUUUUUAUCUAAUGAGGAGAUGAGUGCUAGGAGAGCAAAAGGUUUAUGUUACUUUUGUGAUGAACAAUACACACCUGAACAUUACAAAGUGCAUAGGAAGGCACAGCUCUUUGUGCUUGAUAUGGAAGAAGGGGUGGAGGAAGUUUUUCUAGAUGCUGAGGAAGAACAUGGUGAACCAGAAGGAGAAGUGGCUCACAUUUCUGCUCAUGCUAUGGAAGGAAUUUCUACCUACUCUACUAUGCGGGUGAAGGGUAUUCAUCAUACACAGAACACUGGCCACAAGAGAUCUUUAUUCAUGCUUGUUGACUCGGGUUCGACGCAUAACUUUAUGGAUCCACAAAUAGCAGCAAAACUGGGUUGUUCUUUGAUGUCUAGUGAGAAUGCCAGAGUUAGAGUGGCUGAUGUGUAUAAUUAAAGGUGUUGGCCAAGAUUAAAAACUUUUAGUGAGAAAUCCAUGGUACUAAGUUUGUGGCUGACUUUAUGGUGAUUCCAUUGAAGGGAAUUGAUGCAGUCUUGGGAGUGCAAUGGUUGCAACCAUUGGGUCCUAUCACUUUUGAUUUUACACUAUUGACGAUGAAGUUUAUUUGGAAGGGAAAGAAGGUUGCUAUCCAUGGUCUUCAGUCAGAUUCUGUCAGGUCCAUUAAAACAGAGAAGUUGAACAAAUUAAAAGAAGAAGAUGUACAGUUGUCUAUGCUUUGUGUGACUGAGGCUGAUGAUGGAAGUGCCAUUUUGUUGUCCUCAAUGGAAGCUAGCCGUGAGGAACAGGUAGUGUCACCAACUGAGGAAUUACUCAAAGAGUUUAAUGAUGUUUUUGUCGAGCCGAUAGCUUUGCCUCCUUUUAGGAAGAAUCAUAAUCAUCAGAUUCGUUUGGUGGAGGGUUCUAAUCCUGUGAAUUUGCGUCUUUACCGUUAUGAUGUUCAUCAGAAGGGUGAAAUUGAAAAAAUGGUGCAGGAAAUGUUGAAAAGUGGUAUUAUUCAGCCAAGCUCAAGUUCCUUUGCGUCCCAUGUGGUCUUAGUGAAGAAGAAAGAUGGUACUUGAAGGCUUUGUGUGGAUUACAAAGGUGUUAAUAAGAUUACGGUGAAGGAUUGUUUCCCUAUUCCUCUUACUGAGGACUUGAUGGAUGAAUUAGGUGGCUCUACUAUAUACUCUAAGAUUGAUUUGAGGGCGGGAUACCAUCAGGUUCGUAUGGAGACUGAUGACAUUCAUAAAACUGCCUUUAAAACUCACAGUGGCCAUUUUGAGUAGAGAGUUAUGCCAUUUGGCUUAACUAAUGCGCCUGCAACGUUCCAAGGUUUGGUGAAUGCGGUGUUUCAACAGUUUCUCCGGCAGUUUGUCUUAGUUUUCUUUGAUGAUAUAUUGGUGUACAGUGCUUAAGAGGAGGAUCAUUUAUCACAUCUGCGGUUAGUUCUGGAGUUGAUGAGAGAACAGAAAUUGUUUGCCAAACGAAGCAAGUGUGCUUUUGUGACUUCUAGAGUGGAGUACUUGGGUCACUUUAUUGACAAGGGAGGUAUUUCUACAGAUCCUUCCAAGAUUCAGGCUGUAAAAGAAUGGCCUGUUCCUUCUAAUUUGAAACAGCUACGGGGGUUUUUGGGGCUGGCUAACUAUUACAGGCGGUUUGUUCAGAAUUUUGGAGUUAUCGCAAGACCUCUGACCUUGUUGACAAAGAAAGAUGCUUUUAUUUGGACUGUGGAGGCUGAUGCAGCGUUUGAAGCACUCAAAAUUGCGCUGUGUACUGCACCAAUCUUAGCACUUCCCUUGUUUGAUCAGCAAUUUGUGGUGGAAACAGAUGCAUGUGGGUAUGGAAUUGGUGCAGUUCUAAUGCAGCAAGGUCAUCCUUUGGCCUAGAUAAGCAGACAUUUACAAGGCAAUCAACUCAAUCUAUCCAUUUAUGAGAAAGAACUUUUAGUAGUGGUAUUUGCGGUACAAAAAUGGCGACAUUAUUUGAUUCAUGCUCAUUUUGUGAUCAAAACUGAUCAACGAAGUCUGAAAUACUUACUGGAGCAACGCUUGAAUACACCAAUUCAACAACAGUGUCUCCCUAAGUUGUUGGAGUUUGACUAUGAUAUUCAGUACAAGGAAGGUAAAGAAAACUUGGUUGCAGAUGCUUUAUCAAGGGUGGAAGGUUCUGAGGUUCUACAUAUGGCUUUAUCUGUCUUAGAAUGUGAUCUUUUGCAACAAUAGAGAAGGUUAUGAAUCUGAUGCAGUAAUUAAGGUGCUGAUUGAGGACUUAAAGAAGAAUGUGGAUUCUAGGAAACAAUUUACAUGGUCUAAGGGGUUGUUGCGCCGUAAGAGUAAGUUGGUGGUCCCUAACGUGGUCUCUCUGCGGAAGUCUAUUCUAGACUGGUUACAUUGCUCAGGGGUUGGAGGACAUUCUGGUCGUGAUGCUACACACCAGCGAGUCAAGAGCAUUUUUUAUUGGAAAGGUAUGUCAAAGGAUAUACAGGCUUACAUCAGGGGUUGUAGGAUUUGUCAACAGUGCAAGUAUGAUACUGCAGCAUCGCCGGGGUUGAUUCAGCCAUUACCAAUUCCUAAUGCAGCCUGGUCAGAUAUCUCGAUGGAUUUCAUAGAUGGACUACCCGACUCAUUUGGUAAAUCAGUUAUUCUUGUGGUGGUUGAUAGGUUGACUAAAGUAGCUCAUUUUGUGGCUUUAAGUCACCCUUAUUCAGCGUUAACAGUGGCUCAAGCUUUCAUGGAUAACAUUUUCAAGCUUCAUGGAUUGCCAAACUCUAUUGUAAGUGACGGGGACUCUGUUUCUAAGUGAAUUUUGGAGCGAAUUGUUCACUCUUCAGGGGGUUGCUCUCAAUUAUUCUAGUGCUUAUCAUCCCCAAAGUGAUGGGCAGUCUGAAGUGGUGAAUAGAUCCUUGGAGACUUACUUGAGGUGCAUGUGUAGUGACAGACCAGGGUUGUGGAGUCGUUGGUUACCUUUAGCUGAAUACUGGUACAACACAAAUUUUCAUUCUUCUGCUAAUAUGACACCUUAUGAAGCAGUCUAUGGGCAGUUGCCUCCGCAGCAUUUACCUUACAUUCCUGGGGAGUCCAAGGUAGCAGUAGUGGCUCAAAAUUUGCAGGAUCGUGAAAAUAUGCUGUUGAUUUUGAAGUUUCAUUUGUUGACGGCUCAGCAUAGGAUGGAGCAGUCUGCUAAGGUGGGAGAUUUUGUGUUUGUUAAGCUUCAGCCAUAUCGUCAGGGAUCUGUGGUGAUGCGAGGAAACCAGAAACUUGCUCCUAAGUAUUAUGGACCCUAUAAAGUGGUGGACAGGUGUGGUAAAGUUGCAUACAAAUUGGCCUUACCAGAGACUUCACGCAUUCACCCUGUGUUCCAUGUCUCUCAGUUGAAGUUGCGAGUGGGUGCUUCCUCUGUUGGCAAUCAUCUUCCUGCUGUGGUGCAUGACGUGUUGCGGAAGGUACCAGAGAGUAUUCUGGAACGCAAGUUGGUGAAUCGCCAAGGCCGUGCUGCUACUAAGGUUUUGGUCAAAUGGUCCAAUGAGGAUGAAACAUAGGCGACUUGGGAGUUCUUAUAUGAGUUGGUGAAGAAGUAUCCUGAAUCUAACCAUGAGGUCAUGGUUGCUGAAGGAGGGAGGAUUUGAUUCAGUAUAGUGAGCAGCUCCACGUGGAUGGUUGAGAUGAGGUGAGCAUUCAACGGUCAAGAUCAGAUACCAAUCAAUGGUCAAGAUCAGAUGCAAGUGGCAAGUGGAAGCUGCAAUAUAAAGCACAAAGGAAUCGAGAUUUAGAUUAUCAUUGAAUUGUUGUUAAGUUUGUUAUUUUCUCCGUUUGAGCCCUGGGUUGUUGUGAGAUUCAUCCUCUGCGAAGAACGUGGUUCUUGCAAGGUGAAUCCAUAGAUUCACUGUUUUAUGAACAUUGAAUCUGAUCGUUCUAUUGAAUUAUAUUAUUCAGAAUUGUUGUGUGGUU